Molecule: messenger RNA, 975 nt
Organism: Cylindrotheca closterium
Lineage: Eukaryota; Bacillariophyta; Bacillariophyceae; Bacillariales; Bacillariaceae
Source: the annotation of a GenBank genome assembly
AUGGCACUGCUAAACGAAUCAACGUUUCCUUUAAUUGCUGGCGUUUUAGGGGGGAGCAUCAGUACAAUCACGCUCCUCCCUUUAGAAACCAUUAAGGUGCGAAUGCAAGUUCACGACAAGCAGGGGGAACGUCUGGCAUCAAUGCGGAUCAUUCGCGGAAUACUGAAACAUGAAGGAAUCGGUGGCCUCUAUCAGGGUAUGACACCUGCCGUAAUGGGAUCCGCGGUAUCUUGGGGAGGAUUCUUUUUUGUUUAUGAGAAUUUCAAGAAAUUGGCACGACAGAGGAAGGGAUUGGAAAAACAGUCAGACCUCUCCUCAAUUGACAACUUUCAAAUCGCAUGUGCAAGCGGCGCUGUAAUGGUUUUCAUGACAAACCCCAUCUGGUUGAUAAAAUUGCGGAUGCAACUGCAAAUGAAGAAGGCUUCAGAACGUCUGCACACAUCCCAUAAGCCGUACAAUGGACUGUUCGACGCUGCAAGAACGAUAGUGAGGGAAGAAGGCUUCUUUGCGCUUUACAAGGGAGCAGGGCCAGCAUUGCUUUUGACGUCACAUGGUGGUGUACAGUUUGUGGUUUACGAAGCUCUGAAGAAACGCUUUAACUACGCACGUGCUGAACGUCGGGAGGACGGGAAGAGAUCUUCAGUGCUCGAACGCCUGAGAAAGUCUGUUGGACACUUGACGAUGGGAGCUGUCUCUAAAAUUAUUGCAAGUACCACGACGUAUCCGCUGCAAUUGAUAAAGGCUCGCGUGCAACAACGCUCUGAAUUCGUAGAGCUGUCUUCGGAUGGGGAAGUGAGAGUUGUCAAGCGAGACCAUAGAGGUGUAGUUUCAACGAUAAUACGAACAUGGCAACAGGAGGGAAUUACUGGGUUCUUCAAGGGUGCGAUACCAAAUGCAGUACGCGUAGCACCUAGUUCUGCCUUGACUUUUGUGGUGUAUGAGUUCGUCCUUGACUACUUGACCCAAACGACAUAA